Effrenium voratum is the source of this 4080-nucleotide messenger RNA. NCBI's taxonomy places the organism in Eukaryota, Dinophyceae, Suessiales, Symbiodiniaceae. The record is from the annotation of a GenBank genome assembly.
AUGUGGAAGGAGCACAAGGAUGUCCAGCCGCGGCACGUGGUGAUGCUCCGAUUCGUGGACGGGGAGGGCGCCGUGAGUGGCGCCACCUGCCGGCUGCUGGAGACGCUGCGUAUCCGCGCCAAAAGCAGCCAGCAGAAGGGGGAGAAGCACGUUCAGACGCUGCUGGCCAAGUCUAGGUUGGGCGCUGUGCUGUUGCAGCAGGGCCUCCGAACGGAGGCGGAGCCUUUGCUCCGUGAGCUGCUGGCGGCCUGCGAGGAGACCUGCGGCUCAGGCCACCCCAGGACGCUGAGCGCGGCGCACAGCCUGGCCCGCCUCUCUGUGGAGCAGGGCGAGCUUGCAGAGGCGAAGCGCCUGCUGCGGCGCGCGGUGAAGGACAGCCGAAAGAAAUCCACGGAGCCCAACGACGCGUCGCCGGAUUCCGGGGCCGACAUGGCCUCAGCCGCCUCGGCGGCUGAAACCGCUUCCGCCGCGCUGCUUUGCGCGGAGGAAUUGGGUGCCUUGCUGCAGCAGCAGGGAGAGCUUUUGGAGGCGGAGGAGCUGUUCCGGCGUGUGCUGAAAGGCCGCGGCGAGGCGAAGGGUGCGGGGCACCCAGAGGCGCAGCAGGCGGCCAAGCGCCUGGUGGCCCUGUUGCAGGAGCAAGGGGAGUUCCUGGAGGCGGAGAAGCUGCUGGGGCAGCAGCUGCGCCUCGCCGAGGAGCAGCUGGGCGCCUGGCACCCCUGGACGCUGAGUGCCUGCCAUGAGCUGGGAUGCUUCCUCCAGUCGCGAGGGAAGCUCUUCAAGGCCUCCGAGCGACACCGCCAGGCCCUCGCCGGGCGUGAGGACCAGCUGGGCGCCAUCCACCUGGAGACGCUCGGCUCGGCGCAGCAGUUGGCCAAGGUUCUGCAGGACCAGGGCCGCCUCUCUGAGGCGGAGGACUUCUACCGCCGGGCCCUGCAGGGUCAGGAGGAGCUGGGCCACGUGUCGGCGCUGAGCGCGUGCUGCGACCUCGCCCAGUUCUUCCGGUCCGCCGGGAAGUUGGCCAAGGCCAAGAGCGUGGUGGAGAACCUCGCCGGUCAACUGCAGAACUUGGGCAAGCUGGCGGAGGUGGACGAGCUCUACCGCCGCGCCAUCCAGCGCUCCGAGGAGCAGCUAGGAGCCACGCACCCGUCGACCCUGGCGCUGGUGAGCCACCUGGCGGUGCUGCUGCAGGAGCAAGGCAAGACGACAGAGGCCGAGUUCCUGCAGAGGCAAGCACUCCGGGGUCAUGAGAAGGUGCUGGGCCCUUCGCAUCCAGAGACGCUGCUGGCAAUGAGCCACCUCGGCCAGUUGUGCGCACUGCGGGGGAAUUUGGCGGAGGGCGAGAAGCUGCUGGGCCGCGCGCUGUCGGGUCUGGAGGAGCAGCUGGAUGCCUCGCACCCCCACACCCUGCGGGCGGUGGACCACAUGGGCUGCUUGCUGCAGGCCCAGGGCCGGCGGGCGGAGGCCGAGAAGUUCUUCAAGCGGGCGCUGCGAGGCCGGGAGAAGCUGCAAGGCCCGGAGACCUCGGAGUCCCUGGAGCACCUCGCGGUCUUCAUGCAGGACCAUCCGACAGAGGCGGAGGCGCUGUGGCGUCGCCUGGUCCCCGGCGGAAGCGGCGCCAACGAUCAAGGCGCCUCGCCGGCGCCGCCGGCGCUGCGCGCGGCCAAGGGCCUGGCGCGGAACCUGCGGGCGCAGAACAAGCCGGAGGCCGCAGCGGCAGCCAGAGACUUCGCCGCGCGCUUGCAGGAGCAGGGCGCCUGCGCGGCGGCGGAGAAGUUGCUGCGCGAGGUGCAGGUGGAGUGCAGAGAGCAGCUGGGGGAGCAGCACCCCAGCACGCUGACGGCCCGCUUCGACUUGGCGGAGCUGCUGCGGAGCUGCGGAAAGGGGGCGGAGGCCAAGGAGAUGCUACGUGAGGUGGUGAAAGGUCGACAGGAACAGCUGGGUCAGCGGAACGUCGACUGCUUGCGGGCGACACGGAGCCUGGCGCAGCUACUGCGGCGCCAGGGCGAGCUGCCGGAGGCCGAGAUGCUGCUGCGCCGGGUGCUGGAAGGCUACGAGUGCCUGGAGCCCCCGAUGCCGGAGGAGGUUGAGGUGGCGGAGGAGCUGGCCGACCUCUUGCAGCGCCGGGGCAAGUUGGCGGAGGCGGAGGAGCUUUACCGCCGUGGCCCCCCCACCAAGCCGAGCCGCCGGAAGCUGGCGAACACCCUGCGGGCCCAGGGCCGCCUGCCCGAGGCGGCGGAGCUCUGCCGAGAACUGGGGGAGCCGAAGGACCUCGCGGCGCUGGGGGCGAUGCUCCAGGAGCAGGAGAAGCUGGAGGAGGCUGAAACCGUGCAGCGCCAGGCCCUGCAGGAGCGGGAGAAGGAGUUCUGCAAGACGCACCCCUUUACUCUGCAGAUCUGUGUUCAGCUGGCGGCCACUCUGCAGCAGAGGGAUCAGCCCUUUGAGGCGGAGCUCCUGAGCCGCCGCGCACUGGCGGGCGCGGAGGCGGAGCUCGGGGUGCUGCAUCCGGAGACCUUGGGCUACGUCCACAGGCUGGCGAAGGUGCUGCAGGCCCAGGGCAAGACCUCGGAGGCGGAGGAGCUGCAGGAGCGGAUGAUGCAAGACAGCAACCUCACGUCGCUGAGCCACCUGGGGAAUCUGCUCAAGGAGCGCGGCAAGCUGCAGGAGGCGGAGGCCUUGCUGCGCCGGGUGCUCCGCGAGCGCAAGCAGCUGGAGCCCUUGCAUCUGGAGACCUUGGCCUCCGCCUGCCACCUGGCAGCGGUGCUCGAGGCACAGAAGCCCAAGGAGGCGGAGAAGUUGCUGCGGGAGGCCUUGGAAGGCUACGAGCAGCUGGACCCGCACCACGGGCAAGCGCUGGAGGCGCUGAACAGCUUGGCCAAGCUGCUGCAGGCCAAGGGCCGCAGAGAGGAGGCUGAGGAACUGCUGCGGCGGGUGUUGACGAAGCGCGAGGACCAGCUGGGGGCGAAGCACCUGCAGACGCUGCUGGCGCUGCGGAAGCUGGCAAAGAACCUCCGCAGCCAGAAGAAGCUCAAUGACGCCGAGGAGCUCCAGUGGCGAGCUCUGGAGGGCUACGAGCGGCAGCUGGGGGAGUCCGCGGUCGAGACGCUGCGUGUGGGCGUGGAGCUGGCUUCGCUGCUGCAGGAGCUGGGCGAUCUGCGGGAAUCCGAGCGCCAGUGGCGGCGUGUGCUGGAGGGCCGGGAGAAGCUGGGCGCGGAGCACGCAGACACGCUCACCACCUGCUAUUCCCUGGCGGUGCUGCUGGAGUUGCGCCAGGACCCACGGGACGAGGAGGAGGUGGAGCAGUUGCUGCGCCGCGCGCUGGAAGGCCGGGAGAAGCUACGUGGGCCCAUGCACGAAGAGGUCCUCGAAGUGGUGCGCCGCCUGGCGGCCUUCCUGGAAGCCCACGGCGAGAUGGCGGAGGCCGAGAGGCUCUACAUCAGAGAGCUUCAAGCUGUGGAGGAGCUGCAUGGGGCGAGCCAUAAGAAGACCAAGCAGAGCCGCAAGAAGCUCGAGGAGUUUCUCAGGAGUGUGCGGGAGAGCUAUCCGGACAGAGAGGACAGUAACGGCAGCAGAGACGGCAGCAGAGGCGGCAGCAGAGACCGUAUGUCCGUGGACAGCCGCGGCAGCCGCGGCAGCCGCGGCAGCGGAAGCCGCAGAAGCCACGGAAGUCGUGGCUCAGAAGAGGCCCCGGACUCUGACGGCGGGCGAUCGAGGAAGGUCUCGAUUGCGCCAUCCUUUUACCAGAAGGCGAUCGAUGACGAUGACCUCAGCGACACCUAUGCCGCCCCGGCUCCAGACCAGCCCGAGGAUUCCGACGGCGAAUACGAGCCCCCUUCCAGAAAGGCCUCCCUGGGGCCCUCUCUGUACCAGGAGGCACUGGAGCCCGAGGACUACCAGACCUCCGAAGUCUGCGCGGACACGGAAGAGCACAGACCGCAGGCCAAGGUGCAGGAAGACGAGGGGGAUUCUGGCUCAGAGCCUUCCAGAAAGGCCUCGCUGGGGCCCUCCCUGUACCAAGAGGCGCUGCAGCCUGAGGACGAGCUCUCCGUGCAUUCCCACGCCUCGGUUGGCCAUUGCGAGUGA